This is a messenger RNA of Colletotrichum fioriniae, 318 nucleotides long. The record is from RefSeq and is a predicted model, not a curated record. NCBI's taxonomy places the organism in Eukaryota, Fungi, Ascomycota, Sordariomycetes, Glomerellales, Glomerellaceae.
AUGCUCAAUCUUUGGAAAGAGGCUCUUGUUGGGGUCCUCCUCAUUGAGUCCUUUGGCUCAGCUAUUGCUCUGCCUCCUCGGCCUCUGAUGGCUAGGUCAGAUGAACUCUCCGCUAAGGUCCAUCACAUCAAGCAGCGGGACAAUUUGUCUCCUUAUGCAGGACUCUUUAUCCGAGAUGCUGAUGAAGAUGAUCCACCAAGACCACCGAACGGUCCGCCCCGGCCUGAUAAUAACCCGCCACCGCCGCGCCCUCCUCAAAGGGAUGAGGAUGACGACGAUGACGAUCAUGCCCCCGGUCAGACGGACAUGGACGACUAG